Molecule: messenger RNA, 1356 nt
Organism: Cryphonectria parasitica EP155
Lineage: Eukaryota; Fungi; Ascomycota; Sordariomycetes; Diaporthales; Cryphonectriaceae
Product: mannose 6-phosphate receptor domain-containing protein
Exons: 3
Coding region: 1-1104 (367 amino acids)
Biological process (GO): vacuolar transport
Source: RefSeq, a predicted model, not a curated record
AUGGUGUCGCGGUCAGGUCUGCUGCUCCUAACAGCAGCCCUCCUCUUCGGAGGCCCCUCGCUUGCUUUGGCUGCCGACGACAAGACCCCGACGACCACAGCCUGCACCGCAAUAUCCACAAAGGGCGGGUCAUUCUUCGACCUACGGCCAGACAUCGCCGUCGCGAAAAAGGACGGCAAGCACCAGCAGCGGGCGUCGACGGAGGACUACACGGUCAAGGGCUACGAUUACAACUACAAUUUCACGCUCAACAUCUGCGAGGCCGUGCUGAAGACGCCGGAGAGUAUCGUUGGGGUAGACGAGAGCCUGUACAGGAACGUCAGCGCCUACUAUACAGCAAAUAAUGGGAGGGUGUACUCGAUAGGGCAGCAGAACGCAACACUCACGCCGCGGGGCAGCCAACUUGUUCUCCAGUACUCGAACGGCUCACCAUGUGGUCCAUCGUCGAGCUCGAGCAUAUCCAGACGGGCUGCCGCAGUCCACGAGGGCGCAGCCUACAAAGAUUAUAUCGAUGAGGAUGUGUCGUACGGCAGUUCCGCCAAGAGUGGCAGCAGUGGCAGCAGCAGUGGCAGCGGUAGCAGCUACACGAGUUCCCUAGACACAGUGACGAUCGCAAAGGACGACACGCGCCGCAAGUCAGCCACCAUCGCCUUCCGCUGCGACCGCGACUCUGUCAGCUCGACGCCUGUCAUCUCGUUCGUCGGCGCCGACCCAGACGAGUGCAAUUAUGUCUUUGUCGUGCGCUCGCAGCAUGCAUGUGCCGGCGUCGAGCCGCACAAGCCGGGCAGCGUGGGACCAGGUGGUGUGUUUGCCAUCAUCAUGAUCAUCGCCAUCAUUGUGUACUUUGCUGGUGGAAUGUUCUACCAGCGGAACGUGGUUAAUGCCAGGGGCUGGAGGCAGCUGCCAAACUACACCUUUUGGGCUGGGAUCUGGAGCUUCAUCACGGACUUCUUCGUCAUUCUUACGUCUUCGUGCGCAAGAUUUCUUCCUAGCCAUCGAGGUUACCACUCGCUGUCAAGAUCACCAAACGGACGAGGGAUGGGCAGGAGUAGGGAAGAUGAGGACAGGCUGAUUGGGCAGCUGGACGAAGAAUGGGACGACUGAGCUAAGAACUUUAUACCUCAGUACCAUGUAUCUCUGGAUGCAGAGACUUUGGAAAAUAAUCAAAGCAAAGAAAGAGAAGAAAAAAAUAUACCAUGGGAAGGUUGGAAAUUGACGGCGUUCAUCACACAAGGUAGAAGAAAGGUACAGAGCCAUUUUUGUGUGUCUUACCCUUUCAACCCUCUGUUCAUACAUCGGAGCAUAUGGAGUUUGAUCUAUGUUCAGCAAUUACUACUGUCUACACAUAUCCCUCCC